Mesorhabditis spiculigera is the source of this 2538-nucleotide messenger RNA. The record is from the annotation of a GenBank genome assembly. NCBI's taxonomy places the organism in Eukaryota, Metazoa, Nematoda, Chromadorea, Rhabditida, Rhabditidae.
AUGGAAUUCCCGAUGCUGGGUUCCAUGGACAAAGAGGACCUGGCGACGCGGCGCGCGGGAGGGAAGGGCAAGUGGCACGCCGCCGACCGCAGUCUACGGCGUGAGGCUGCCGUGCGGGCGGUGAUCACCAAGACCAUCCAUUCGUCCGAGGAACAUCCGCUCGGAAAGCGGCGUAUGGCACGCCUCGUCUCGGAGUCGAGCGACGGUCUCGCGGUCGAAGUGCCGUACUCGCUGAACCGGAAGGCCCGCUGGCUGUCGGGCUCCCCUGAAAGCCUACUGAGCUGCGAGCAGCCGGAUGGGGCCCAGGUGUCGGUGGUGGAAGCCGUGCAGGCACGCGGCUCCGAUAUGGCCACCGCCGUCCAUAGGCUGAACGCGGACGGUACGGUGGGUACGGCACGACCCAACGGAUAUGCUGCUCAUCCGAAUACUCUUCGUGAAAAUGCCGGAAAGAAGCGAAGGAACACGAGGCGUUCGGCUCGCAAUUCGAAGGUUGGUGUUGGACACAGAAAUGAGCCCAAUGACCUUGCUGAAUCUGAAGGAGAAAAUGAAGCUGCGGCGGAGCCAGGGCUACGCAUCGACUACACCAUCCAAAGAACCCACAUCAACCCCCGGGUUGCCAUGAAGAAGCAACAAAAAUUAUACAGCCGCGAACGCCGCAUCAUGCGCCGCGCUGGCGCCUUCCGCGUCGACCCCGAAGACCUGAUGACGAGCAGCGAGAUGGAGGCCAGCAUCCACGAUGACACUGAUACCUACAAGCCGAGCCGCGACUUCCGCUUCUGCCUCGCCGACUACAUGACGGCCCCGGUGUCAAACAUCGAGGUGGUGAGGAGGGGCAGUGUGGAAGCUCCACCGGUCCGUGAGGCACAUCUCGAAGAUGCGCUUAAGGAUGUUGAUGAGGUUCUUGCGAAAGAAACACUCAAAUCUCAACCAACUUUUGUCGACAUCACAACGAUCGCAAAUUCGGCCAACUUCUUCGAGGCGUUCGAGCUGUCCACCUCUCAAUGGAAGGACUUCAACUUUGUCGAACAAGUCGAUGGGCUGAAGUUUGGGCCCCGGUGGCUGGAUGCGGACAGAAGGCGUGUACUCAUCGAUGCCACUCCGCUAUUGAAGGCAGAGCAGUCGGGUCGCCCACUACUGUACAUUGUAUUGGAACGGACGCGUAGGAAUCAUAUCCGGGCUAUCAUCAACUCUCUCUACGCAGCACCGGAAAAUUAUGACAAGCUCAAAUUCCAACAACUUCUCGAGAAAUCGGGGCCAAAUGGGCUGGCCGAUCUUAUUCAAGCUUCCGCGGCUGAGGUCGCGAAAUGGGUGGAGAGGGCAAAGCCGGUGCGCUCGACACUGCCUGCUGCUCGUCGCCACCUUCAUCUUGGUUCUGCUAACAGCCGACAUCUGGCAAAUGCCGCGCACACGAUCGACGAGUACAGUAUGGCCGAGCUGUUGAGGAAGGAGAAUGAGCUGAUUACGGAUACGUUCGAGCGGCUGUCGUCGGAUGAGUGGAGCGAAUGUGAUGAUGAGGAGUUUGAGACUGUGGCAGCUGUACGGCCAUGCAGUGUGAAAUGCCUCUCCUGCGAGUGCUCCGAUCCCGCCGAGCUUUUCGAGCUGGACGAUGCCUGGCAAUGCCGCGAAUGCCUCCGCCACGAUGUGCUACACCAGAUUCGCUCCAAAAACGUGCCGCUCCACCUCACGCUGGUGACCGCUGCCGGCCAGUCUCCAUACGAUGUGCUGCCCUGCUUGCUGCCGCUUCCCAUCGUCGCCUUCUACACCAAGAUUGCUGCCACCGAGAUCCUGAAAGACUCCGGAACGGCUAUUGGAGAGCUGACGGUCUGCCCAGGAUGUAUGCAAACGGCCCACAUCGAUCGCCCAACAGAUACGACAUCAUGUGUGUGCGCUGAUUGCGGCAUCCUAUGGUGUUCGGCUUGUAUGGCGGAGCCACAUUGGCCGCUCGACUGUACUCAGCGAGCCGUGUGGGCGGAGAAGUUCGAGAAGCAAUACAUCUGCGAGUCGAUGCGUGACCAAAUCGAUAAGCACAUCCGCCGUAUCACCUGCGAGUGCGAUACCGUUAUCGAGGUGGGCGAUCUGACCACAUCAGCCGAGUGCCCGGAGUGUCGCCUCGAAUUCGACCCACGCACGAUGACCCUCUGCAAGCCAAACUUCCCCUACGACUCGAAGGCCCGAAAGGAUAACCUCCAUGGGAAACCGUUGCCGUUCUAUCACAAGAAGAUCGAGCUGAUCCCGCCGGCCCAGUUGAUCGCCAAGCAAUUUGCUGAGGUGUGUUCAUGGGCGCGUGGGGAGCGUUUGUCUGAGGUGAAGAGCGCCGCUUUCGAGAAGGUGAUGCGGAAAUGGGAUGCUAAGGAGGUCGAGCGGGCUCGUGAAGCUCGUAAAACGACGCUUUAUCUGAUCGAAUUCGGCAACGCCUGGCUGUAUUUGAACCGAAAGGAGCAAUCUGUACGCAGUGCUCUCCAUAAUCUACAGAAAAAUUACGAAGAAUUGUGUCUGGACGCAGAACGGACCCGCGGCUCCGCGCUGGCCCGUAAUGAU